This is a messenger RNA of Phycodurus eques (leafy seadragon), 3652 nucleotides long. It is a transcript of the gene ebf3b, whose product is annotated as EBF transcription factor 3b. Gene Ontology annotation, molecular function: RNA polymerase II cis-regulatory region sequence-specific DNA binding; DNA-binding transcription factor activity, RNA polymerase II-specific. Bases 1 to 1725 code for a protein of 574 amino acids. The transcript is spliced from 16 exons. Gene Ontology annotation, biological process: regulation of transcription by RNA polymerase II. The record is from RefSeq and is a predicted model, not a curated record. NCBI's taxonomy places the organism in Eukaryota, Metazoa, Chordata, Actinopteri, Syngnathiformes, Syngnathidae.
AUGUUUGGGAUUCAGGAGACGAUACCGCGGGGCGGCACGACCAUGAAGGAGGAACCGCUCGGUGGGCUCAACUCGGUGCGCUCGUGGAUGCACACGGCCGGGGUCGUGGACGCCAACACGGCCGCGCAAAGUGGAGUCGGCCUGGCCCGGGCGCACUACGAGAAGCAGCCCCCGUCCAACCUCAGGAAGUCCAAUUUCUUCCACUUCGUCCUGGCGCUGUACGACAGGCAGGGACAGCCUGUGGAAAUCGAGAGGACGGCUUUCGUCGACUUUGUGGAGAAAGAAAAAGAGCCAACCAGUGAAAAAACCAACAAUGGGAUACAUUACAAACUACAGUUAUUGUACAGUAACGGCGUCAGAACAGAACAGGAUCUUUACAUUCGGCUAAUCGAUUCGAUGACGAAGCAGGCCAUAGUUUAUGAGGGCCAAGACAAGAAUCCAGAAAUGUGCAGAGUUCUCCUGACUCACGAAAUCAUGUGCAGCCGAUGCUGCGACAAGAAAAGCUGCGGAAACCGCAACGAGACCCCGUCAGACCCGGUGAUCAUCGACAGAUUCUUCCUAAAGUUCUUCCUCAAGUGCAACCAGAACUGUCUGAAGAAUGCAGGGAACCCACGAGACAUGCGCAGAUUCCAGGUUGUCGUAUCGACGACCGUCAAUGUGGACGGCCACGUAUUGGCCGUGUCCGACAACAUGUUCGUACACAACAAUUCCAAGCAUGGGCGAAGGGCUCGCAGACUCGACCCUUCAGAAGCAGCCACCCCAUGCAUCAAGGCAAUCAGCCCCAGCGAGGGAUGGACCACUGGAGGAGCCACUGUCAUCAUCAUAGGGGACAACUUCUUUGACGGCCUACAAGUGGUGUUCGGCACCAUGCUCGUAUGGAGUGAGCUGAUAACUCCGCACGCUAUCCGCGUCCAGACUCCACCUCGGCACAUCCCCGGCGUGGUGGAAGUCACGCUGUCCUACAAGUCCAAGCAGUUCUGCAAAGGUGCCCCUGGGCGAUUUGUGUACACUGCCCUGAACGAGCCCACCAUCGACUAUGGUUUCCAGAGGCUGCAGAAGGUCAUCCCCAGACACCCCGGCGACCCUGAAAGGCUACCAAAGGAGGUGUUACUGAAGAGGGCGGCUGACCUCGUUGAGGCCCUGUAUGGGAUGCCCCACAACAAUCAGGAGAUCAUUCUGAAGAGGGCAGCUGACAUCGCCGAGGCCCUGUACAGCGUUCCCCGCAACCACAACCAGAUCCCCUCUCUCGCCAACACAGCCUCCCACGGCAUGAUGGGAGUUAACUCCUUCAGCAGCCAGCUAGCAGUCAACGUGUCUGAGUCACAAGGGAACGACCAAGUGGGCUACAGCCGGAACACCAGCAGCGUGUCCCCCCGGGGCUACAUCUCCAGCAGCACCCCGCAACAGUCGAGCUACAACACCGUCAGCAACAGCAUGAAUGGCUACGGCAAUGCCGGCAUGAACCUGGGAGUGCCAAGCUCCCCGGGGUUCCUCAACGGCUCCUCUGCCAACUCCCCAUAUGGAAUUAAACAAAAGAGCGCCUUCGCCCCUGUGGUCCGACCCCAGGCCUCCCCACCCCCCUCCUGCACCAGCGCCAACGGCAACGGACUGCAAGGUGAGCCCCCCUCACCCCCUCAUCCUUUCCCUACGGACUACUGGUCAGAUACUGCUGCUCAGGCCUCUGUCCGGUUUGCCAUGUCCGGCCUCGUCGUCCCACCAAUGUAAAUGCACUUUCGUCAUCUCAAGCACCAGUCUACCACUUUCACAGGACACGCCCCCAACCCCCCUUCCCCCCGGGCACACAACAGCAAAAAGCGCUGGUGCCAUGUAUAGUCGACUGCUUGUUCUCUUUUUAAAGAUGGAGAGGGUGGGAAAAAAAAAAAGAAUCUUUUCAAAAUGACUUUAACAGCCCCGCAGAAGAAAAAGGAUCUCACGAGGAACCAUAUUUUGUUCUUUUUCAGUGGGACUUCUUUUUGUUUUGUUUGUUUCCCCGCCCCCUCAUUCCAUCACCCUUGACGAGGACACAGGAUGACGAAGGGUUUAUUUUGUAUACCUGUCGGCUCGCGCUUCGGCCUUGGAUCCGUCCGAUCGACCACACAUUCAAUACUGGAAGGGACUCUGUGGACUCACCAUUGUACAGUAAAAACACUGAUGUACAGUACAUUUGCCAAUGAACUCGUUUGCCUCAGAAAUUGUUUUUCCUUUUCUUUUUUCUUCCUGUUCCGACUCUCUUUUAACAGAUCCACACACAAGAGUUGUGCGUCUUUAUAAUGUGACUUUUUUUGUAUUUUCAAAUGUGCGAGGAGAAAAAAAAAAAAACACAGGGGCCAAGACAGUUUCAACUGGAAAUUAUAAGAGAUAUAUAAUGUAGUUAAUUGAUCAUAAAAUUACAAGGGAGGGUGGGGAACGUAGGGUCGGGGCUGGGCGGGUGAGGUUGUACCAUGUUUCAUUCCUGCAUUUUAACUUAAAUUUUGUAAUUUAUUGUAGCUAGAAAAAAAAAUCCUCUUCAAAUGGUUCAAAAAAAAAUCCUCUUUGACUCAACAAGCACACUGACGUGUACAAAACACUGCUCUGUUGAUGAAUAUGAUGUACUUCCAUGUCUAGAGCUUCCUUUUAAGCAAGUGUGUUUUGCCAUGUUUUUCAACUUUUUUGCUAGCACUGUAUAUUAAUGCAUUCCUAGGCUACUGUGAAGUCUGUUUCUUGUUGAUGAGGAGCAGUCUCUCCCUUCUAUAGCUCCAACUCCCUUAUGUGUUUUAUAUGUGGUUAAAAAAAAUGGUAGACUAUUGUGAUAUUGCCAAACUUGUGCUAAAUAUUUAUACAUCUGUCUUUUUCAUGUUCUUUUAGAUCAACACACAAAAAAAAAUGUUUUAAAAAAAGUAAAAAAGCAAAUCCAUUGAGAAUGUAGGCGUAAAGUAGUUCAUUGUCAUAUUUCUGUUCCAACACACACUUGCGCUCACUGAGGGAAAUUUUGUAACAUAUCAACUAUAAAUACUGUAUUUAUCUCUGAAAUUUUGUAUAUUGCUUUUCAUUAUGUAUGUAUUAAUCGUCAUUGCCCUUAAUAUAGUGAUGCAGCACAGAUAAUUCAGCCAAGAAAUGUUGCCUUCAUGUUUUCUUUUUUGUAUUUGAUGAAAUGCAACGUGCAUAUAUUUCAUGUGUAUUCUCAAAAACUUACUCCGUCGACUCUCUUGUCCAGUUUUUUUUUUUUUUUUUUUUUUUUUUUUAAAGGGGAAGUCAAACUUCAUUGUUUAUUUUUAUAUUGAUUUUAAAUUAUCUAUACAGACCAUUUUGGAGAAAACUUUGUUGGUUGUAUUGUCAAAUAAAUUGUUUGUGACCCAUAUGAUAGUUGUUAAGAUCCAAUAGAGACUAAUGUGCAUGAGGGACAACCUUGGAGAUAAAAAAAAAACAAAAAAACAAAAAACAAACCAAAAAAAAAAAACAGUCUCCAUUUGUGGUUGUAUUAUUUUCUGUUUUGUAGAAUGUAAAGAAGUCAUUUUUACUCACCACUUAUGACUCUGCCACAUAGCUUACACGUGUUUACAGGGGAGAAACAUUAAAAAUGUCAACAUUUGGAAUGGAAACGAUGUUUUAUUAAAAUUUUACAGUAAAAAAACAAAAAAAAAAAACAAAAAAAAAAAACACACACACUUUGCAC